AGACAGAAGACGCAAGGACAGACAACCAAAGGCACAACGAGGACACGAACAGCAAGGAAAACGGAGAAACAAGAAUCACAAACAAAAAUGAGAGUGUUCUGUUGCGUUAACCAGUAUGUUAUUAUCUGCUAUUGGAUAAUAGAAGGUUGGUGUCUUUUGGUCGUUUUGUUAUUGAUGGUAGUGAAGCAACCCUUUUGUUUGUUGGAACGCAUUGUAGAGGACAAAGUCGAUGGCGUCGAAGAUGAUAUUACCUACAGUUUACUGAAGUUGGUGAAAAUGGAUCGUAUUACGAUGCUUCUACUUGGAUUCCGUACAUCUUGUUUCUCUCCUGGUGUUGACGAACACGUAUUCAAUGUAUUCUGCAUCAAGGCGCUUCCAACAAUGUAUAUAGUAUCAGGCAACGAUAAUGAGCUUUUUUACAAUGAUACUGGCAUUCACCAGUGGACCAUGCUGUUUAGCUGA
Messenger RNA from Halteromyces radiatus, 462 nucleotides. RefSeq lists its product as uncharacterized. Bases 88 to 462 code for a protein of 124 amino acids. The record is from RefSeq and is a predicted model, not a curated record. The transcript is spliced from 6 exons. Lineage: Eukaryota; Fungi; Mucoromycota; Mucoromycetes; Mucorales; Cunninghamellaceae.